Messenger RNA from Pocillopora meandrina, 1254 nucleotides. NCBI's taxonomy places the organism in Eukaryota, Metazoa, Cnidaria, Anthozoa, Scleractinia, Pocilloporidae. The record is from the annotation of a GenBank genome assembly.
AUGCUUUGGUUUACCCUCUCUGGGUUAUUUUUCAUGAUUCAAGGAAUCUGUUGCGAUCCUCAAACCCUUCUUCUGAUCUCACUGGACGGAUUCCGCUGGGAUUUUGCAAGCAAGGCGAAAACUCCUAACCUGGAUAUGCUGGUAAAAACAGGCGUCACAGUGCCUUAUGUUAGAUCUGUUUUUCCGACAGUCACUUAUGCAGGGCAUCAUAGCAUAGUAACCGGCUUAUACCCAGAAAGUCACGGAAUAGUCAGCAAUACCAUGUACGAUCCAGUUCUUAAGGAGUGGUUUGGGGCAUCUCAGACAGAUCCACGAUGGUGGAGUGCAGCAGAGCCCAUUUGGGUAACGAACCAGAGACACAAAGGAAGAAGUGGAUUGCUUUACUGGCUAGGGGAACGCGUCAAAAUAAAGGGAAUGUAUCCUAAAUACAAAAUUAAUUCUGCCUCGCCACAUAUUGACUUCACGAACAGCACAGGGAAGGUAAUGAACUUUGAAAAACGCGUGGAGAAACUAAUUAGCUGGUUGACUGGUCCAAAACCGCCGAAUUUUGUGGCUGCUUACUUUGAAGAACCAGACAAAACUUGUCAUCACAAAGGGUGGCCAGAUCUACCUCUUGCUAUACAGCGAGUGGAUAAAACCAUCGGCUUGGUCGUGCAAGGUUUAAAAAAACAUCAUCUGUUCGAUAAAGUUAAUAUUAUAGUCACAGCGGAUCAUGGCAUGGCUAACACGUCAUGCGACAAAGUGAUUGAUCUCGACAAGUACGUCAACCCAGACAACUUUGAGUUUUGGGAUUCCUGGUUUAAUAUGAUGCUUGCGCCGAAAGCUGGCAAGACAGAGGAGGUGUACGAGCGGCUAAAAAAUGUCCCACAUUUGCACGUUUAUCACAAGAAAGACGUUCCCAUGGAUUUACACUGCAGAAAUAAUCAACGCAUUUCAUCGCUUGUGCUCAUUCCAUCAGAGGGCUGGCUUGUGAGUUCCAAAAAGGGCAGGCUUAUAAAAAUCUCAAAGGACAUGCACUGGGUAGAACUUAACCACGGUAUUAGUUGCAAAUGCAAGUCAAUGUCUACUGCUUUUGUUGCACACGGGCCCGCAUUCAAAGUCAAUUUCACAGGCAAACCGUUUGAAUCGGUCAGCCUGUACCCACUAAUGUGCAAGAUCUUAGGAAUUCCCCCACAGCGGAAUAAUGGUAGUUUAGAUGAGACUAGAGAUUUAUUAAGGCCCAAAAUGUUGUCAAAUAAUAACGUAAAAAUGUGA